Micropterus salmoides (largemouth bass) is the source of this 1455-nucleotide messenger RNA. Its product is annotated as annexin A1-like. The record is from RefSeq and is a predicted model, not a curated record. Gene Ontology annotation, cellular component: cytoplasm; plasma membrane. NCBI's taxonomy places the organism in Eukaryota, Metazoa, Chordata, Actinopteri, Centrarchiformes, Centrarchidae. Gene Ontology annotation, molecular function: calcium ion binding; calcium-dependent phospholipid binding; cadherin binding involved in cell-cell adhesion. Gene Ontology annotation, biological process: arachidonate secretion; regulation of leukocyte migration; positive regulation of T-helper 1 cell differentiation. The transcript has 12 exons. Bases 261 to 1298 code for a protein of 345 amino acids.
CAAGGUCCUCUAAAGGAAAAUUCCUUCACACAGAAGAGUCGCCCAACCAGUCAGACGUGCCCAAACCUCUGACUGUCACCUUGUAGUAAUGUUGUCUUUGAGAGGUGGCAGGUGAUUGGCUGAUCCUCUGCAGGUGAAACUAAUCCUGCCUGAAAAUCAUCUGGACAGAGUUGGGUGGAGACACUGCAGACUGAGUUAAAUACUGCAACACCUGAGAUCUGUAAAUCUGUGACCAUCUCUAACAGCAAAGCCAAGUAAACAUGGCCUUCUUCAAGAACAUCUUCAAACAUGUCAUCAAUGACAAAGACCCCAAAGAUAACACUGUCACAGUGAAGGAUAAGCCGAAACCGAAGUAUUAUGGAACAGUCGUCCCGUAUCCGAACUUCAGUGCCAGCAACGAUGCUGCCGUUCUUAAGAGUGCCAUUGAAACUAAAGGAGUGGACGAGGCUGCGAUCAUUGCAAUCCUGGUGAAGAGAAGCAACGAGCAGAGACAGAUGAUCAAAGCAGUUUUUGAAGCUACCGCUGGGAAGAAGCUGGAAUUAGCUCUGAAGUCGGCUCUCAAGUCACAUUUAGAGGACGCCUGUCUGGCUCUGCUCAUGACACCCGCCCACUUUGAUGCCUACCUGCUCAGGAAAGCUAUGAAGGGUCUGGGCUCAGAUGAAGAUGUCCUCAUUGAGAUUCUGGCAACAAGAUCAAACCAACAGAUUCAAGAGAUCAAGAGGGUCUUCAAAGAAGAUUACAAAGCAGAGCUGGAGGAUGUUAUUAAGAGUGACACCAGUGGUGACUUUACCAUGGCCCUCCUGGCCAUGUUGAAAGCUAGCAAGGAUGAGAGCACUGUAGUCGACAUGGCUCUGGCAGAAAAGGACGCAAAGAUUCUGUUUGAAGCAGGUGAGACCAAACAUGUCAAUGUUUCUACCUACAUCGACAUCCUGACCACACGGAACAACCUGCAGCUCUCUAAAACAUUCCAGCAAUAUGCCUCCGUCAGUGAUGUCACAUUACCAAAAGCCCUGGACAUGAAGCUGAAGGGAGACAUUGAAAAAUGCCUCCUUGACCUUGUGAAAUGUGCCUGGAACACACCAGCCUUCUUUGCUGAGACGCUCCAUCACGCUAUGAAGGGCCUCGGCACAAACGAGAACGCACUGAUCAGGGUGCUGGUGAGCCGCUCUGAGGUCGACCUGAAGAAGAUCAUCGAUGAAUACAAGGCCAUGUUCAACAUUAGCCUACAGGAGCACAUAGUGAAAGAGACUAGAGGAGACUUUCAGCAUGUCCUGCUUGGACUGUGUGGAUCUAACUGAAAUUCUGCUGUAACCACUUUACUGGAAAACAAGGCCAGCUUGUCCACUGGAUGCCACUGAAACCUCACAUCUUUCAAAAUGAUUAUGAAUAAUGUGACCAAUCUGUCUUAUUGAGUUGAUGUUAUCCCACCAACAAUAAAAAACAUCUCAAACCCUU